GAAUCCCCACCAAGGCACCAACCAACUAGAAUAAUCAAGAAUAGGUUUAUCUCAUAUAUAUAUAUAUAUAUAUAUAUUAAUAAAUAAACAAAUAAAUAAAUGGAAAAUGCUUCAAUUAUUUUUUGAGGAACGAAAAUGCUUCAAUUAUUUGAUACAUAUAUCUGCAACCAUAUCAAGCGUGAGUCUGCGUGACUUGUGAAGGGCAGUCUUUUUCGGCUUGCAGGAUGAAGGACCAGACCAGACCUGGUGCCCCAGAGCUUGAUCCCCUACUACAGGAUGUCAAUUCUCUGGAGAAUCAAAUCCCAUCAGGGGCAUCCAUUUCCGGUGCAGUGUUCAACAUCUCAACAACCACAGUGGGAGCUGGAAUCAUGUCCAUUCCGGCCGCCAUUAAGGUCUUAGGCGUUGUUCCUGGUUUUGUUGUCAUCUUGGUGAUGGCGUUUUUGGUGGAUGUCUCGGUGGAGUUCAUGUUGAGGUACACUCAGUACGGCAAGUCCACCACCUAUGCUGGCUUGAUGGCCGAGUCCUUUGGACCAUCUGGGUCCGUUGCUGUGCAACUCUGUGUCACGGUAACCAACCUUGGGUGUCUGAUAAUCUAUUUGAUCAUCAUUGGGGAUGUCCUGUGUGGAAACCAGUCUGGGGUAGUCUCGCACUUGGGUAUUUUGCAGGAAUGGAUUGGCAUUCAUUGGUGGAACUCAAGGGCUUAUGCACUGCUCUUCCUUGUGCUCUUUGUGAUGCUUCCACUGGCAUCACUAAGGCGGAUGGACUCAUUGAAGCACAGUUCAGCCAUAUCCAUUUUCCUUGCUGUGGUGUUUGUUAUCAUGUGCUCAACCAUGGCAAUUGUCGCAUUGUUUCAAGGGAAAACUCAAAGUCUGAGACUGCUACCAGACCUUGGCAAUCAGACCUCAGUCCCUGAUCUUUUCACUGCUGUCCCAGUUCUCUCAACAGCUUUUGGAUUUCAAGUCCUUGUUCAUCCAAUUAGAGCAGAGCUCAGAAAACCUUCUGAUAUGAGCUUGGCAAUCCGGAUUUCUUUAGCAGUCUGUGUAGCCAUUUACUUUUUCAUUGGUUUAUUUGGGUACCUACUGUUUGGGGACUCCAUCAUGGCUGACAUUCUUGUAAACUUUGAUCAAAAUUCUGGUUCUCUAGUUGGUCGAAUUGUAAACGACUUUGUUAGAUUAAGCUAUGCCAUACACAUAGCCCUUGUUUUUCCUGUGAUGAACUUCUCUUUGAGGGCUAACAUACAUGAAUUACUCUUUGCAAAGGAGAGAACUGUUCUGGGCAGACACACCCUAAGAUUCAUGUUCCUCACUUGCAGUCUGCUUGCUCUGACAUACAUACUAGCCAUAACCAUACCCAACAUAUGGUACUUCUUUCAGCUCAUAGGAUCAACAACCGUUGUUUGCAUCUCGUUCAUAUUCCCGGCUGCAAUUGUUAUCAGGGAUGUAUACAGGAUAUCGACAAGAAAGGAUAAAUUUAUGGCUGUAGUAGUGAUCGCCGUGGCUGUGCUAACAAGCAUAAUUGCUAUAUAUACAAACUUGUCUAAUUCAAUCAGAGACUAGAAAUGUUUCUUUCUUCCUGAAGAAUAAAAAAUACAGAUAUUUAAUUGAUAGUGUGAUCUGUGUUUCUUCUUUAUCAGGCAUAUGAUUGUUCCUCUAAAUUGUUAAGCUCAAAGGGUUGAUGAAAUAAAUUGACUUCAUGAUU
Messenger RNA from Rubroshorea leprosula, 1698 nucleotides. The record is from the annotation of a GenBank genome assembly. NCBI's taxonomy places the organism in Eukaryota, Viridiplantae, Streptophyta, Magnoliopsida, Malvales, Dipterocarpaceae.